Messenger RNA from Notolabrus celidotus (New Zealand spotty), 1682 nucleotides. It is a transcript of the gene adhfe1, whose product is annotated as alcohol dehydrogenase iron containing 1. The transcript is spliced from 14 exons. Gene Ontology annotation, molecular function: metal ion binding; alcohol dehydrogenase (NAD+) activity. Lineage: Eukaryota; Metazoa; Chordata; Actinopteri; Labriformes; Labridae. Gene Ontology annotation, cellular component: mitochondrion. The record is from RefSeq and is a predicted model, not a curated record. The coding region runs from base 80 to 1480 and encodes 466 amino acids.
UUGACGCUGCUCUGACGUCAGAACCUUUAACCCCGGGUGCUCCUCGCGCUGCGGAUCACUGACCCGAGUCUUCACGGAGAUGGCCGGACGGGACCGAGUGGUUCACCUGCUCAGACAGCUGGAGCGCGCGGCGUGCAGAUGUCCUGCUCACUCCAACACCUUCCACCAAGGUGCGGGGGCGGCGACCUGCACCGUGAGGAAGACGGACUACGCCUUCGAGAUGGCGAGCUCCAACAUCCGCUACGGAGAGGGAGUCAGCCGAGAGAUCGGCAUGGACCUGCAGAACCUCGGAGCUAAGAACGUCUGCCUCAUGACCGACAAGAACCUGUCUCUCCUGCCCCCCAUGAAGGCCGUCCUCGAGUCCCUGGCCAAGAACGGGGUCAAGUACAAAGUCUUUGACAACGUCCGGGUGGAGCCAACUGACACCAGUUUUAAAGAAGCGAUAGAGUUUGCUAAGAGAGACUCGUUUGAUGUGUUUGUGGCGGUGGGCGGGGGAUCAGUGAUUGACACCUGUAAGGCGGCCAAUCUGUACGCCAGUCACCCCGACGCCGACUUCCUGGACUUCGUGAACGCUCCGAUCGGGAAAGGAAAGCCGAUCACAGGAGCAGUGAAGCCGCUCAUCGCAGUUCCUACGACUGCCGGGACGGGCAGCGAGACCACCGGGGUCGCCAUCUUUGACUACGAGCCUCUGAAAGCCAAAACAGGUAUCGCCAGCAGAGCCAUCAGACCCAUGCUGGGCAUCGUGGACCCCCUGCACACACUGAGCAUGCCCGAGAGAGUCGCCGCCAACAGCGGCUUUGACGUGCUCUGUCACGCUCUCGAGUCGUACACCGCCCUGCCCUACAACCAGAGGAGUCCCAGCCCCCCCAACCCCAUCAACCGCCCCGCCUACCAGGGCAGCAACCCUAUCAGUGACGUCUGGUCCCGCCACGCCCUUAACGUGGUCGCCAAGUACAUGAAGCGAGCGGUGCGUGACCCCGAGGACGUGGAGGCCCGGUCCAGCAUGCACCUGGCCAGCGUGUUCGCUGGGAUCGGCUUUGGGAACGCCGGAGUCCACCUGUGUCAUGGGAUGUCUUAUCCGAUCGCUGGGAACGUGAAGACUCACUCGGCUAAGGGUUACAGCGUGGAUCACGCCCUGGUGCCUCAUGGUCUCUCGGUGGUCCUCACGUCUCCAGCUGUCUUCAACUUCACUGCCCCAAUGUGCCCUGAACGCCACCUGGAGGCCGCAGAGAUCAUGGGUGCAGAUAUCCGUCAGGUGAAGCGGGAGGAUGCAGGAGCGGUCCUGGCCGACACUCUGCGUCACUUCCUGUAUGACCUGAAGGUGGAGGACGGUCUGGGAGCUGUGGGGUACAGUAAAGAUGACAUCCCGGCGCUGGUCAAAGGAACCAUUCCUCAGGAGCGAGUGACUAAACUGUCCCCCAGAGAGCACACUGAGGAGGACCUGAGCCACCUGUUUGAAGCCUCCAUGAAGCUCUACUGAACACGCUGAGCCCGUGUCCUUGAACUGAUCUCAGGUCUGCUCUGUGUGGAGCUGCAGUUCCUCUAACAGCCACUAGAUGGAGCUGUUUCUCCCGCUGCUCUUUCCUGGAGCUGCUCACCUCAGUGCCGUGUGUUUCUAACCAUGAAUGUAACGUGUGAACCUUUGUACCGCUCGCAGCAUUAAAGCCGGCUGAAAGCUUCAA